This is a messenger RNA of Gamsiella multidivaricata, 618 nucleotides long. RefSeq lists its product as uncharacterized. The record is from RefSeq and is a predicted model, not a curated record. Bases 1 to 618 code for a protein of 205 amino acids. The transcript has 4 exons. Lineage: Eukaryota; Fungi; Mortierellomycota; Mortierellomycetes; Mortierellales; Mortierellaceae.
AUGGCCAUUCGUACAAACCAAACGGUUGCUAACCUGCAUCGCAUUUAUGCGCUCCAUUGGUACCUCACUUCACCAGGUGUUAUCCGUGCCGGUUCUCGAGUUAUCCAAAAUGUCCGCAAGACUGGCAAGGACGCCGCUGGUCAGCAGUGGCUGAACGACGACGGUGUUCUGACUCUUGCCAGCAACCCGAAGUUCGUCAUUGCAAUCGAUGGCGAUGCCACUCGCGACGGAACCCGCAUCACUAUCCAAGAAAAGAAGGCAUAUAACGAGAAGCAGAAAUGGCACUAUCCCACCGGAGGUGACAGCCGCCAGGUCUCGCCCUCGCCCUCAAGGGCAGAGUCCAUUUCUAUUCGCCCCGACAACUUCCCCCAAAGCUGGUUCUAUAUCAAAUCAGCUGCCUCAGGUCUAGUCGUCGAUAUCGAGCACGGUUAUUUCACAGAUCCAAUGAAGGCCGGUGCCCGUGCUGAGAUGAACCACCAGAAGAUCGACAAUGGCGAUGGCCGCCAUACCCUCCUGGAGCUCCAGCUCUGGCGCUAUGAGGCUGGUUUCCUAAUCAAUCGCCGCACUGGCUUUGUCCUCGAUAUCCAGGGUGUUUUACCAUGGCUAAGAUGGAAGUGA